Molecule: messenger RNA, 3218 nt
Organism: Colossoma macropomum (tambaqui)
Lineage: Eukaryota; Metazoa; Chordata; Actinopteri; Characiformes; Serrasalmidae
Gene: enc2
Product: kelch-like protein 25
Molecular function (GO): protein binding
Source: RefSeq, a predicted model, not a curated record
ACAUCUCUGUUUUCGUUCAGUUUGUUCGGACUGGAGCGCCGGAGGAGAGUCGAGUUAAAGCCGAGAUCGUCGAUUUAAAACACGGGAAUAAAAUUAUGAUCCCUUCGUAGCGACAUACUGGAAUUUGUCCGUAAUUCUAACCAUCUGAACUUUCAGUGGAUGCAUCUUCAAAGAAAUCAAGGAGCGCUCUCUCAGCCUGGCCUGCAGAGGGGGUGUGUUCUGGGACCGAUGCAGACCCCACCUCAGAUCUUCUCUGUCAGUGCCUGCGCGUGGGUCAGCAGAUUCUGUCACUUUCAACAUAUUGGCACAGCUGAGUCCUUGGAGGUGCCAGAAAAAAUGUCAGUCAGCGUCCAUGAAAACCGCAAGUCAAGGACGAGCACGGGCUCCAUGAACAUCUCCCUCUUCCACAAGCCCUCGCAUCCAGACAGCGUCCUCACGCACCUCAACACCCUUCGCAAACAGUGCAUGUUCACGGACGUGACGUUAUGGGCCGGAGACCGCUCCUUCCCCUGCCACAGGGCAGUGUUGGCAGCGUGCAGCCGCUACUUCGAGGCAAUGUUCAGUGGAGGCCUCCGUGAGAGUCUGGACAGUGACGUUAACUUCCGGGACAGUGUGCACCCAGAGGUUCUGGAGCUACUGUUGGACUUUGCAUACUCCUCACGGGUUAUCAUUAACGAGGAGAACGCAGAGUCGCUUCUCGAAGCCGGAGAUAUGCUACAGUUCCACGACAUCCGUGAUGCGGCGGCGGAGUUCCUCGAAAAGAACCUGCAUUCGUCCAACUGUUUGGGAAUGAUGCUGCUCUCCGACGCCCACCAGUGCAAGCGCCUCUAUGAACUCUCGUGGAGGAUGUGUCUGGUCCACUUUGAAGCUGUGAGGGACACGGAGGACUUCUAUGGCUUGUCUAAAGACAAGCUGCUGGACCUUAUCCUCAGCGACGAGCUGGAGAUAGAGGACGAGCAGAUUGUGUUCAAUGCAGUCAUGCGCUGGGUAAAGUAUGACUUAGACAGUCGCAGGGACUACCUUCCCGAGCUGCUCCGGGGUAUCCGUCUUGCGCUGUUACCAUCCGAGUGCCUCAUCGAGGCCGUGGCUUGCGAGGAACUGGUCAUGUCAGACAAGCGAAGCAGGCAGAUAGUGGAAGAGGCCAUUCAGUGCAAGAAGAAGAUUCUCCAGAACGAUGGAGUCGUCACCAGUCCUUGUGCCAGGCCACGCAAGGCUGGCCACACUUUGCUCAUUCUUGGGGGCCAGACCUUCAUGUGUGAUAAGAUCUACCAAGUGGAUCAUAAAGCGAAGGAAAUCAUUCCCAAGUCGGACUUGCCCAGUCCUAGGAAGGAGUUCAGCGCGUGUGCCAUUGGCUGCAAGGUUUACGUGACUGGAGGGAGAGGCUCGGAAAACGGAGUCUCAAAAGACGUAUGGAUAUAUGAUACGGUCCACGAGGAGUGGUCCAAAGGUGCCCCCAUGUUAAUUGCGCGGUUCGGUCAUGGUUCGGCCGAGUUGGAAAACUGCCUCUACGUUGUAGGAGGUCACACUGCAAUAGCUGGUGUUUUCCCUGCUUCUCCUUCAGUGUCUCUAAAGCAAGUGGAACGGUAUGACCCACUAACCAACAAAUGGACCAUGAUGGCACCGCUCCGAGAUGGUGUCAGCAAUGCGGCGGUUGUCAGUGCUAAGCUAAAGCUCUUUGUUUUUGGUGGGACUACCAUCCACAGGGACAAGGCUUCCAAAGUCCAGUGCUAUGACCCUGUAGAGAACCGCUGGACCAUAGCGGCAGAGUGCCCUCAGCCCUGGCGAUACACCGCCGCAGCAGUCUUGGGCAGCCAGAUUUUCAUCAUGGGUGGUGACACGGAGUUCACCGCCGCUUCCGCUUACCGCUUCGACUGUGAGACAAAUCUAUGGACGCGGGUAGGCGACAUGACCUCUAAACGAAUGAGCUGCCACGCUGUGGCCUCUGGUAACAAACUCUAUGUGGUUGGUGGCUACUUUGGGACACAGCGGUGCAAAACGCUGGACUGCUACGAUCCGACCUCGGACAGCUGGAACAGUAUCACUACAGUGCCUUAUUCACUGAUUCCCACUGCGUUCGUUAGCACCUGGAAACAUCUCCCUGCCUAGUAGCAUCAGAACGAAGAGGAUGGACUUGAACUGGGUGUCAUGCUCUUCCGGCCGUAGCCGACGGAUGGCAGGAGCAGGAGCUUCUCUGGGCUUGCACAAACCUAGCAUGGCCAAGCUGUGGUCAUCCUGCAGUGGGAAACGUUAGACGCCUCUCAAAAACAAACAAAAAACAAAACUACCUAGGAGUGAGUGAGUGCAGCAGAAGAACCAGAGCGCUGACGUUUGGACUGGUCAUCUCCUGACAGCACAGAGCUAACGAGCUAAUCACAUGCCAUGCGUAUCUAUUGCCAAACAGGAGGCAAUGCGGACGCACUGACCUCUUGCAUCAGUUUCUGUCGUGUUGUUUUGAAAUAGUGUUGAAAGUUUCGUGUCGUAAAACACUUCGCCGAAAGAAUUUCAGCCACGAGACCAGGCAGGGUUUCCACGCUUGCUUCACCUCCACCCACGGCGCAGUAUGUGCCCUCAGUGGGUUCUCUUACUUCCAAGGGCCUUGUGAACACUACAGUGAAAAAUCAGACCGGACUUCAGACUCCAGCCUGUGUACAGAAAUGCAGAACAUCUCAAUGAGAACGUGCAGGUUUACUCAAGCGGGUGCUGAUGUAGGAACACCUGAAUUACUUAUUUAAACAAAAAAAAAAAUGUGAAGCAGAAUUUAACCUUGUAUAAAUUCCACAGCCUGACAUUUACACUUUCUUAAAGGACUGAAGAAAUGAGAAUUUGCAGUUCAUGUAUGUGUUGGUGUAAAAAAAAAAAAGGAACGUUUGCACAUGCCGAGUUUGAUAUUGGAUGAUGAGGGUGUUUGUUACUGACCGUUUUUAUUUCCGAAUGCUUUUCUGGAACAUAUUUGAAGAAUGACCUUCACCACAGGUCUGAAGAACAGGGCAUGUUUUACCGCCAUUGGUUUUAAUGUCUUACGAACUUUUUUUUCUUUUUAAAUGGAAAGUGACUCACUGCUAAAGUUUUCCUUUUGGAAGGGCACAUUUUUUUGGGAUUAAGUAUUAGAUCCCAUAGGCCUCCUCAUGAACUGAAUUCCUGGUGCCUAAUACUGCUAGCCAUGUUUGUCGUUAAUGCACUCUGUUGUUGAAGGGUUUGAAUAAAUGACUUUCUGAUGC